AUGACUGUUGAAGAUACACUUUCUGUCUUUUGCACUCUUGAGUGUCGAGAAAGGGUUGAAGCCUAUAAAAUACACAACGCUGAGCUAAUUGAAGAUUAUAAUGACAUUAAAAGAAAAAAUUUCACUUUGACUAAUAACGAAAAACAUUUUAAGGAGAAAAUCGAAGCUCAGCAAAAGGACAUCAUUCAACUCAAGGAUGAUGUUAAUGUAGCUACGACCCAACUUUUCAUGGUUAACGAAAAACUAUGCAUUGUGACUAAAGAACUGGAGGAUAUCAAAGAUAAAUAUCAAAUAAAUGAGCUAAAUAUUAAAAAGUUUGAUUCCUCUAGCAAAUUAGUCAAAAACCUGUGUGAUCAACAGCUAGCAUACCAUAAAAGGAAAGGGUUGGGAUUGGGUUAUAAUCAGGCUCCUCCUCCGUAUAAUGACAAUUACACUUACUUGCCCAUGACUGAGGAGGAGAUAAUGAAUGAAAGCAAAAUGACAUAUGGUCCCAAAAACAAUAAGUCAUCAGCUGAUGUCAGACCUGUUGAAAAACAGGUGGUUCAACCAGUUUGUUUUGUGUCCAAGGGUACUUUUGAUCCUAACGCUUCUUCAUCAUGUGCAGAUGAAGUACCUGAAAUAAGACGGGGAGAUAUGUUUGGGAAUGAACCAGAUUCAAAUUCAAAUUUUUCUAAAAACUCAAUAAAUGAAACAGCUUCUGAAUCUGUUUUUGGACCAAACUUUUUUAAGUCGUUAUUUGGUUCUUUUUCAGUUGAUAAUAAUUGUGAUUCUAAUGUUUCUAACUCUUCAGCUGAUGACAGUGUGGCAGAUGUGGUCCCUCAGGACGCAUUCAUGGAUGUCCCUAAUGUUGAAUCUAGUGGGACCCCGUUGGAAACCGUGGUUGAAAGCAAAUCUCAAGAAGAUUCACAUGAUACAUAUGUUGAAGAAACAUGUGUUGAUGAAACUUCUGCAUCUUUAGAAAUUAAAACUGGAUCUAAUUUUGUAAAGGAAGAGGUGGUCAUAAUCAAUGAACAGUCACAAGAAAAUGUUUCUGAAAAGGAAAUUAAAACAGAAACUGAAUCGUCUUUUCAAAAUGAUCCUGAUAAAAUUAUAAAAGACGAAAAACAUCAUCCAUCUGAAUCUCAUGCUUAUGCUAGUUCUGAUCAACAAGUACAGAAGAACUCAGAAAAGGCACAUGGAACACAGACAUGUUUCCACUGUGGAAUUCCUGGACACAUUGCUAGAAAUUGUGUUCAUCGUCCAAAAGUGCAGCAAAAUGCCAAUACUCACUCUAGUGCUGGUGUUUGUGAGCCGGUUCACAACACACAAAAGGAGCCAAAACGAGAAGAUCAAAAUCAGGGAUAUAAGAAGUCUGCUCAUCAAGAACAAUCACAAUCUCGUAAGGCUCGUGACAAGGUGAUGAAAAGUUCCAAUCAGGGAGAAAAGACGAAGAAUGGUGCUCAGAGCAACAAGACUUUUGCAAACAGCUACUACAAGCAUCCAAAUUCAUCUUUGUCUAAGAGAAAUGUGCAGGCGCAUCCAGCGCAAAAAGGACCGGUUUGUCCUUCAGGACCUGCUAGAGCGAAUCAUGCUGCUCAAAACGUCUUUUCGGUGAAAAGACAAACAUGCUACAACUGUGGCAUUGCGGGUCAUAUUGCUAGAAACUGCACAAGGCGUCCCUGCGUACCCAACUGUAUGCAAAAUCAGAGGGUUACAUCAAAGGAUAACAAUCAUUCCAAGCCAAUGAAGGGUUCUCAAUAUUAUUGUCAAGAAGAUCUGGAUUACUACAAUGAGCAACAUUAUUACCAAGAGGAGUAUGACCAUUGUUAUGAUAAAUACUCUCGACUUUCUUAUGAAGACCAUCCGGUACACUAUCAGGAUGCCUAUCAUACCCAGUAUACAGUUGAUCAGGAUGAGUCUGAAUGUGCACCCCAGUCACCUAGUUACUAUCAAUCACCCCAAUUUGGAAGUCUUAUGGAAUAUAUGAGACAAAGAGAGCUGGCGUACAUUGAAAAGGAAUUGGCGAAACCUGACCUGUCAAUAGAGGACUAG
Molecule: messenger RNA, 2031 nt
Organism: Helianthus annuus (common sunflower)
Lineage: Eukaryota; Viridiplantae; Streptophyta; Magnoliopsida; Asterales; Asteraceae
Exons: 4
Coding region: 1-2031 (676 amino acids)
Molecular function (GO): zinc ion binding; nucleic acid binding
Source: RefSeq, a predicted model, not a curated record